CAGGACUGACAAGUGACACAAAGAAGCAAAGCAAGGUGUGGGUCCAGAGUGUGUCUGUGGGCCACAGUGUGAGUGGAAGUCUGACAUGCAAACACCAGGCAGAGAUUUCAUCAAUCUAAGUGGUCACAGCUACUCAGACAUGGUGGACACCCAGCAGCUCCUUGCUUGGCCUGUUGGUUUUAGUCUGAGCACCGUGGACCUGCCAGAGUUCAACGACGGCUCCCACUGCCUUGACAUGAAACAUUUGUCCACAUCAGACUACGCCUCCAUUUCCUCCCCUUCCAUACCUUCCUCCUUGUCUCCUCCACUUGUAUCUUCCAUGUCGUCUACUGGCAUGGCCUAUGACCCCAGUCCACCGCAGAGCGAAGACCACUUGACCAACAUGGAUUACACAAACUUGCACAGCUACAGGACAGACCUGGACACACACAGUUCCGUCAAGUUGGAGCCAGAUUCCCCCCCUCAGUACUCUGACAGCCCAGUGUUCUCCAAACUGCCAGAAGACACACCAUCAUCAGCGUUAAACAUCGAGUGUAGAGUGUGCGGGGACAAAGCCUCAGGGUUUCACUAUGGCGUUCAUGCCUGUGAGGGGUGUAAGGGUUUCUUCAGGCGAACAAUUAGGUUAAAGUUGGUGUACGAUCACUGCGACCUUCACUGUCGCAUUCACAAGAAGUCCCGCAACAAAUGCCAAUACUGUCGUUUCCAGAAGUGCCUCAACGUUGGCAUGUCGCACAAUGCCAUCCGUUUUGGCCGAAUGCCCCAAGCAGAAAAGGAGAAGCUACUGGCCGAGUUCUCGUCUGACAUGGAGCACAUGCACCCAGAGGCAGCAGAUCUGAGGGCUCUGGCUCGACAUCUGUACGAGGCCUAUCUGAAAUACUUCCCCCUCACCAAGGCCAAGGCCAGGGCCAUCCUUUCUGGGAAAUCCGGAGACAACGUGCCUUUUGUCAUCCAUGACAUUAAGUCUCUAAUGGAGGGAGAGCAGUUAAUCAACAAUGGGCAGACGUCUUUCCAGGAGCAGCAGAAUGCCACAGCUGGACAUGGAGUUUCUGGGAUCGCCGGAGCCCUCUCGGGUCCAGACUGUAAUGUUUUUGGAAUGGCGAGCAACAUUGGAUCAGACCCACCGGAUGGCGUGGAGCUUCGUUUCUUCUACAGCUGCCAGUCCCGCUCAGCAGAAGCAGUGAGGGAAGUGACAGAGUUCGCCAAGAGUAUCCCGGGAUUCGUUAACCUGGACCUCAAUGAUCAAGUAACUUUACUGAAAUACGGAGUGAUUGAAGUCCUGAUCCUCAUGAUGUCUCCUCUGAUGAACAAAGAUGGCACCCUGAUCUCUUAUGGACAGAUUUUCAUGACGCGCGAGUUCCUCAAAAGUCUCAGGAAACCUUUUUGCCAAAUGUUGGAACCAAAGUUUGACUUUUCUGUGAAGUUUAACACUCUGGAGCUGGACGACAGCGACAUGGCCCUCUUUCUGGCUGUUAUUAUCCUCAGUGGGGACCGGCCUGGCCUGCUGAACGUGAAGCCCAUCGAGCAGCUUCAGGAGACGGUGCUUCACUCCCUGGAGCUGCAUCUGAAAAUAAACCACCCAGACUCUCUGCAGCUGUUUGCCAAGGUGCUCCAGAAGAUGACGGACCUGCGUCAGAUGGUCACAGACCACGUCCAGCUCAUCCAGCUGCUGAAGAAGACGGAGGUGGACAUGUUCCUACACCCCCUGCUGCAGGAAAUCAUGAAGGACUUGUAUUGAAAAUUGAAAAAAAAGAAAGUAAAGAAAGGACAAAAGAGAGGUUGACAGGGGGCUGUUUGGUUUGUGAGCGGACUGAUUGAAAUUAAAGGGAGAAGAGCGAGAAUCAAGGAAAGAAGUACUGAAUCUGAGCUUGUUUAGGCAGGAUGCAUGAUUUUCGAGAGCUGGGAAUGAAACCAUGUAUGUGUCUGCACAGCCACCAUUAUGUGCCUUAAAGAUGGAUAUGCUAGCAUGCGUGUUUUUAUGAGCAGCUUCUUGUGUAAUAACCGUUGAGGGCAGCAGCUUUUAGCCCUCAAUGAAGAACAAUAAAGCCAGGUUCACACCGCACGCGCAGGCGCCGCGGAACGGAGGCCGCUUCUAUUCGGCGUUGUUUCUUUGUUAACCUAUUUUGUGGUCCACACCAGACGCGGAGCGCCGCGGUCCGCCAUGGCCGGCUCGCGCAGUGCAGCCAUCAUUUUGGCCUGUUUUUUGGGCAAACGAUCCGCAUCAAUACUAGCAAAUAAUAGAAUUUUCAAAAUAUAACCAAUUUUUCACAAUAAAAUACAGCGAUUGACAAAUUAGUUCAUGUUUUUGUAUCAAAACAGACUGUAAAGAGGAAAAUAGAGGAAAAAACUAACAGAUACUGACACAAACACACACAGAUAAAGUUAGUGGGCUGACUACGGAGCGGGGGAGGUGUGGUUUUGGGUGUCUAAAAACACAAUAAAAAUCAAACAAUUAACGACAAACACAGAAAUGAAUUGUAGAAGCUGUAAAUAACCACAGCUGAGCAGAAGUGCCUGUCGACCGUUGUCUAUGUGAAUUGGAGGUGAAGUGGACUUUGCGGCGCCUCCGCGUGCGGUGUGAACCCGGCGUAACGCUCACAAAUGCCUGACCUCGAGAGCAGCUGUUUACAUCAGGGCGAAGGCGCUAAUAUCCAACAGAAAUCGGAGACGGAACUGCCUAUGAGAAACAAAAAGUGCCGCACAAUAUUGACGUUAGCUAACAAUUAAGCCAUAUUUGCCAUAAAGUGCCUUUAAAAUCGGAUGUUUAGCUUUUCUUAUGAAUGAAUGUUCAUCUGUGUACAAUGAAUGUUAUAUAGUAACUUGUGCUGUUUCCUUUUUUUUUUUUGUUGCAUGAAAUUGACAGAAACUUUCUAUUGAGCCUUAUUUUAUUACAAAUUCUGAAAAUUGGUCAGGUUAAUAAUUUUUACUGUGAAUUUCUUUUCUGUUUUGGGGGCUCUGCUGACAAAGAGAUUGGAUUAAUACCGCUGGGGGGAAAAUAUAUGAAGCAAUUAUAUGUAAAUAAAAUAUUUUAUAACUUUUUACAUAAGUCUGUUUUUUUUUUGCCUGGAAGGCAUCUGACUCGACAUUUUUUUGAAAGAAUUUCCAGGUAUUUUUUUUUCCUCCCACUUGAGGCCUUUCCAGUGAGUCAGUUGAAAUAUUGUGACAUCAAGUCCUGGACUGUUUGCAACACCUGAACUCUGCUGAACCGCACCUGAGCGGCACGAUCUGUGGAUCGGAAUUUCACUAGCUUGCAAAAAAAAAAAAAAAAAAA
This is a messenger RNA of Oryzias melastigma (Indian medaka), 3268 nucleotides long. RefSeq names its product peroxisome proliferator-activated receptor gamma (gene pparg). Bases 86 to 1735 code for a protein of 549 amino acids. The record is from RefSeq and is a predicted model, not a curated record. Gene Ontology annotation, molecular function: zinc ion binding; RNA polymerase II cis-regulatory region sequence-specific DNA binding; nuclear receptor activity. Gene Ontology annotation, biological process: negative regulation of transcription by RNA polymerase II; negative regulation of inflammatory response; cell differentiation. Gene Ontology annotation, cellular component: nucleus. Lineage: Eukaryota; Metazoa; Chordata; Actinopteri; Beloniformes; Adrianichthyidae. The transcript is spliced from 9 exons.